AUGAGGCGACGCCAGUCUCUCUCCCUCCUCUCCGCGCAUCUCCGCCGUCUACAGCAGCAUAACGGCCACGUGUCGUCAUCCGACGCCGCGAUCGCCCUCGCAUCGUCAUUGCACCCCUCCUUACAGCCGUCAUCAGUCGCGUCUCCUCCAGAGCCAACGUCCUCCUCACCACCACCACCUGUGAUGCCGGCCGAGCUAGCAGCUGUGGUGGAGAGGAGCCUCUGUGCCGUCUUGGCCCGCCACCAGCACCUGGAGGAGCUGCUCUCCCAGCCUGACACGUCAGCAGACGACCUGGCGAGAGCAGGCAAGGAGAUGAGCGAUCUGGCGCCAGCUGUCGCAAUCGCACUAGAGCUGCAGAAAAAGACAAAGGAGUUACAAGACUUGCACGCGCUACUAAAGGGACAAGGACAGCCUUAUAACGAGGACAAUGACACAAAGGGAGGGAAGAGAGAAGGAGGCAGGGAGGCGGAUGAGGAGGACGAGGAGUUGAGAGCGAUGGUGUGGGAGGAGAUCGGGGUGGUGGGAGGGGAGAGGGAGGCACUGCUGCGGAGUGCAGUGAGGCGGAUAUUACCUAGGGACGAGGCGGACCAAAGAGGAUGCAUUGUGGAGGUGCGAGCAGGAGGCGACGAGGCAGCCCUAUUUGAGACGACUCAAAACCUGCCCCUCCUCCCCUCUCCUCCUCUCGCCCUCCCUCCCCCAUUCAUCGCCACUCAACCCAUGUGUGUGCAGGCACAGGAGGCGACGAGGCAGCCCUGUUUGCAGCUGACGUGUUCCAAAUGUAAGUACCAGCGCUUCUGCGUUAAGCGGGGGUGGCAGUUUGAGGUUCUAGAUGUCACAGAGAUUGAGAAGGGCGGAUACAAGGAAGCGAGUGCGAGUGUGUCAGGGGAAGGGGUGUUUGGGAGCCUCAAGUGGGAAAGUGGCGUGCACAGGGUGCAGCGAGUACCGGCCACUGAGAAAUCGGGCAGGGUGCACACGAGUGCUGCUACCGUGGCUGUGCUGCCCCAAGCUGACGAGGUGGAUGUGUCGAUCCGGCAGGAGGAUCUGCACAUUGACACGUACCACAGUGGCGGGUGUGGAGGGCAGUCGGUGGACGUGCUAAUCCGCCAGGAGGAUCUGCGUAUCGACACGUACCGCAGCGGCGGGUGUGGAGGGCAGUCGGUGAACACGACCAACAGUGCCGUGCGCAUCACCCACUUGCCCUCGGGGCUUGUCGUGGCUAUACAGGACGAACGCUCUCAGCACAUGAACAAGGCCAAGGCGCUCAAGGUGCUGCGAGCACGGCUGUUUGACCUGCAGAGGAAGCAGGCCGAGGCGUCGCGGUCUCAGCUCAGACAUGGGCAGGUGAGGGGUGGGCAGGUGAGGGGUGGGCAAGUGGGGGGUGGGCAAGUGGGGGGUGGGCAAGUGGGGGGUGGGCAAGUGGGGGGUGGGCAAGUGGGGGGUGGGCAAGUGGGGGGUGGGCAAGUGGGGGGUGGGCAAGUGGGGGUGAUGGGCAUGUAUUCUAUCGGCUCUGGCGAUCGCUCGGAGCGAAUCCGCACGUACAACUUCCCGCAGGGCCGAAUCACGGACCACCGCGUGGGCCUCACCCUGCACUCGCUGCCGCAGCUCUGCAUUCGCACGUACAACUUCCCGCAGGGCAGAAUCACGGACCACCGCAUGGGGGUCACCCUGCACUCGCUGCCACAGGCACCGGAGGCAGCAGCAGAGAAGUCGCUGUCCCAUUUCCUCCCUCUCUCCCUUACAUUCCUCUUCCCCUCGUCCCUCCGCCUUUUCCUCUCCCUCCGCCCUUCCCCCCCCUCCCCCCCGCAACAGGUGCUCCAAGGGGAGGGCCUGGAGGCGUUUAUAGAGGCGCUGGAGGCAGCAGCAGAGAAGGAGGCGAUAGAUGGCCUGGCCAAGGCAGGGUAG
Molecule: messenger RNA, 1902 nt
Organism: Closterium sp. NIES-65
Lineage: Eukaryota; Viridiplantae; Streptophyta; Zygnematophyceae; Desmidiales; Closteriaceae
Source: the annotation of a GenBank genome assembly